CCCGCGACAAAUUUGAGUUCAGCUUUUGUUUCUUGCACCACAACCAGCUCGACGACGGUGGGAUAAAGAUGUGGACUAUGGGAUACUCGCUUCCAACUGGUAUCCAAUUAGCUCUUCUUGUUCUAAGAGUUAUCUCUCCAGCUUUUGUCUUUUUCUCGUCUUUAUCUCUGUUCUUCCUUCGACCUUUACCACCAACAUCACCGUCGCCUAUCACCUCUGUCGUUAUCUCCCGCCGUAUUCCCCGUCGAGCUUCAAUUCUCCUUUUCCUUACUCUUUGCUCGUUAACCUAUCUGGGUGACGGUCUUACGUUCAUUGUACAUGCAAUAAUCCAGCAUAAUUGGCCCUGGUACUCGGGUAUCGAAGUUAAUGCGCUUUUGGGUGUUGUAGCCUUCUCGGGCCUUGCCGCUUUGGGCACAUGGAAGGAUUUGCACGGUUUACGAAUCUGGGACCUAAAGAGAGUCAGCUUUUCAGUGGCUCUAUCGCUAGUUUUGGACAUUGCCUUGGUCAUUAUGAUUGGCCUGAAUUUCCGACAAGCCGGAUUUCCUUCGUCAUUAUCCCUUGUCAUGUUGUUGCAUCUUGCGUUUCCUAUUUUUCGAAUUAUACUUCUGGUUCCCUUGUUAACGUCACUUCUCACUCCUCGCGUUGUUUACACCUCAGUCCAUGAGGAAAGCGGAUCUGAAGAAAUUCCAACGGAUUCGUCUCUUCUCCUUCCCGCAUCAGCGGCCUCUCAAACAUCAACCGGCCUGCUUGCAGUUCCCGUUCCCUCUGAGAAUGCAAAGUAUGGUACCUUCCGACCUACUUACUCUGCCCUUCUACAAUCCACUCCGACUACUCGUGCUCCUACUCCUGCUCCAUCUCAGAACGUCAAUGAAAAGCCAGAAAUUGUUUUGGAGCCAUCUUGGUCAGAAUUGAUGCAACGCAUCCAACACCUGUCUCCGUACCUAUGGCCUUCCAAGAGCCGUUCGCUUCAACUAAUCGCUAUACUAUGCAUCUUAAUUUUGCUCUGUGGUCGAUUCGUCAAUGCGAUUAUGCCAUUUACAGUUGGAGAAUUAAUCAAGGUCUUUGAGAAGCGGUCAAGCUAUUCCAUGUGGCCUCUAUUAUUUCUUUACGUCACUCUUCGCUUCUUACAAGGAAGUGGAGGGUUGGCGGCCUUACGCGAUGCUCUAUGGACGCCCGUCAUGCAAUACUCAGAUCGAGAAAUGUCGGAGUUGUCUUUCAAUCAUCUGCUGAACCUCUCUUUCGCGUUUCAUACACGGCGCAAAACUGGUGAAAUACUCCGGGUGCUUGACCGUGGCGCUGCCAUAAAUCAUACUUUAGAGUUGAUUAUGUUCAGUAUAAUACCGACUUUCGUGGAUAUUGCCAUAGCGUUGGUCAUGUUUUGCCUCAUCUUUGACUGGAUUCUCGCGGUCGUGAUAUUCUUUGUAAUGUUUGCAUACGUCUCUGCUAGCGUCGUUCUCACUCAAUGGCGUACGCGCAUUAGGCGGCAGAUGAAUGAGCGCGAUAUAAUAACUCGUGGCAUCCACACUGAUUGCCUUCUAAACUAUGAAACAGUGAAAUAUUUCGGCGGAGAGGAACAUGAGGCUGCUCGAUAUCAUGAUGCUAUACGUGAAUACCAAGUCCUUGAAGCUAGAGUUAUAAUUUCUCUCAAUCUUCUGAACCUGGUUCAAAACUUCAUCAUAACAUCUGGGCUACUUGUUGGCUCUAUCAUUGUUGCGCGCCGUGUAGUCCGCGGUGAUUUAGACCCCAGUGAUUUUGUGGUUUUCAUUGUUUACCUCGCGCAGUUGUACGGACCCUUGAACCAACUAGGCACUAUAUAUCGUUCUAUUAACCAAUCGUUGGUUGACACAGAGAAGUUGCUGAAGUUGUUAAACGAACCGACUGAAGUCAAUGAUAUCCCCGACGCUCCUGAUUUAAUCGUAGAGAAUGGAGAAAUCGAGUUUGAUAAUGUCAGUUUCUCUUACGACGAUCGAACUACCGCCCUCAAUGGUGUUUCGUUCAAAGUACCCAAAAAUUCGUCUGUGGCACUUGUCGGCGAGUCUGGUUCAGGAAAAUCCACGAUUCUCCGUCUGCUAUACCGCUUCUAUGAUCUUGGGGAAGGUCAAGGCCGAAUUUUAAUUGAUGGCAAGGAUAUAAGGGAGGUCACACAAAAGAGUCUUAGACAUGCUAUUGGUGUUGUACCCCAGGAUUCCGUUCUUUUCAAUACAUCUAUCAGAUACAACAUUGGUUAUGGGAAAUUUGGUUCAUCGACAGAGGAGAUUGAAGCUGCAGCUAAAUCAGCUCAAAUGCAUGAUCGGAUCCUGAGCUUUCCUCAAGGCUACGAGACUGUGGUGGGAGAACGUGGCGUAAGACUUAGCGGCGGAGAAAAACAAAGAGUCGCUAUCGCCAGAACAUUACUCAAGAACCCUCCAAUCUUGCUUUUGGACGAAGCUACUAGUGCUUUGGAUACAUCCACCGAGAAAGACAUCCAAAAGGCUCUACAGAAUCUUAUGCUAGGUCGCUCCUCAUUGUCAAUUGCUCACCGAUUGUCUACUAUUGCCAACGCCGAUAUUAUUCUUGUGCUGAAGGAUGGUCAAAUUGUCGAGCAAGGAAGUCACAAGGAACUUCUUGCGUUGGAUGGUGUAUUCGCAUCCAUGUGGGCGGACCAGAUCUCUGCAUCUGACGAUCCUGCGUUCUCAAUCCACUCCGUAAAGCCUGAGGUUUCUGGCUACUCUGCUGGGCCUUCGGAAUCUACGGAACAAGUUGUUCUGCCUCCUGAAGAUGAAAACGUUGGCGCUUAUGUGGAGGUACCUGCCCCUGAAAUAGACCUGAAGGAGUCGGCAGUGGUGACAACAGAAUCAAAGCCGGAACAGGAACCAGAGUCUAUAGUUACGGAAGAACCCGCACCAACUGCACCUGAACAAGAAGCGGUACCCAUUGCCAACCCUAUUGCUUUCCCAUCAGCUGAACCAGAAGAAGAGCCUACCGUUCCUCUCGGCGUUACAUCUGAGCCCACUUCCCCGAUCAUAGCAUUCCCAAUUUCUGACGAGACUCAGUCCACCACUCGCACAACCCCAACCUCCCCCGUCCUAGCUGGAGUUACAUUUGAGGCUACUAGUGGUUCCCCACGCAGCGGAACUCCUGACCCUGAUGCUGAACCAAAGCGGAAACGAAUUUCGUCACAAAAUUUCCAGCGCUUGGCUCGCAGGAUUUCGAUAUCGACUCGGCGUCAAGGCUCUGUUGCAUCGAUCAUUCCUGGGAUUCCUGGCCUGAAAAGGGACAGUUCUCCGCGAGUAUCUGUCGAUGAUGGCGCAGCUUCCAGCAGCGCGCGCGGAGAAGGCAGUUUUCAUGACAGUCCUGCUCCUAGCUUAGGUGAGGACUUGGAUAAAACAAAGAAGAAGAAGAAGAUCAGUAAGAAGGAGAAGAAGAAGACCACCUGAGUGCGCGUCUAUCUGUCUUUUCAUUGUUGAAAACGACACCCUUUAACGAACUGUCACGAUUCCAUGCCCGGCCAUGCCCCUCGAUGUUCAUUGCAUUAUAUUAAUAUGUACAUUUCAUGUAUCUUGUUAAACUUCAUUCCUAGACAAUUCCACGGUUUUUUAUACUUAGUUGAACAAGACCAAGUCUGGUCAGCUGUGAGAUCCUGUCUCGACGAAAAAUCUGGUGGAAAUCGAAGAAG
Messenger RNA from Lentinula edodes (shiitake mushroom), 3655 nucleotides. RefSeq lists its product as uncharacterized. The record is from RefSeq and is a predicted model, not a curated record. Gene Ontology annotation, molecular function: ATP hydrolysis activity; ATP binding; ABC-type transporter activity. The coding region runs from base 69 to 3416 and encodes 1115 amino acids. The transcript is spliced from 19 exons. Gene Ontology annotation, biological process: transmembrane transport. Gene Ontology annotation, cellular component: membrane. Lineage: Eukaryota; Fungi; Basidiomycota; Agaricomycetes; Agaricales; Omphalotaceae.